GAGCGAGAGGGAGAGAGAGAAGCCAGACAGACGUCACCCUUAGUGCUGGGUAGUGCCGUCUUCCAUUCAUUGUAAAAGGAGGCAGCAGGGAGGACAAAAGCAUCACCGAGGCUCUAGAAAAGACUCAGGCUCUUGUGUUUAAACGCCACAUUUCAGUCAAGAACAAUGGCUGAAGGUUCGAUGGAUAUGGCUGAGCUGGAGAGCUCAUUUAAAAAGUUUGCUAUCCAUGGUGAUACUAAGGCUACUGGGCAGGAAAUGACUGGCAAGAACUUUGUCAAGCUGUGCAAGGACUGUCGUGUUAUCGACGGCAAAGGUGUCACCAGCACUGAUGUGGACAUCAUCUUCACCAAAGUCAAGUCCAAGUCAGCUCGGGUGAUCACCUAUGAGCAGUUUAAGCAGGCGUUGAAAGAGCUGGCAUCCAAGCGCUUCAAGGGGAAGCCAGAGGAAGAAGCUCUGCAAGAAGUCUACAAGCUCAUCGCCGGCAAAGAGCCAGCCAACAUUGGAGUAACGAAGCCAGCAAAGGCAGGUGCCGUGGAUCGACUGACAGAUACAGCAAAAUACACAGGGUCUCACAAGGAGCGCUUCAAUGAGGAGGGAAAAGGACGCGGCAAGGUUGGGAGAGAAGAUUUUGUUGACAGCAGUGGCUAUGUGGGAGCUUACAAAGGAGCCGGUACUUAUUAUGAAAAAGUCAAGCCAGACCAGUGAGAUGGCAAGUGAAGAAAAAAUGGAUUACUGCCAUAAAGUAGAGACAUGAAUUCAUUGUAAUGCAUUAUUUAACCUCUAAAGAAACAGCUCUCCCUUACUUUGUAAGUCAUACUCAAGCUGCUUUGUUCUCUAGCAUUAAAAGGCAUGAAGAACGCUCAGCAGAGCCCAUGAAUUUUCUUCUCAGUUUAGUAUAUAUGCAACAGCUGAUGAUCUCACACUGAAUCUGGUUAUUUAGGGAAGCCAUCAAGAACAAUGUGACAGUUUCUUGCUAUUUGCUUUCUCAGCCUUAACUGUUGUAUUAGGUGGUCUUUGAACUGCUUUUUAUAAUUGCAUGUGCUGACUAAUAUGAAGGUGUUGGCUUUAUAUAGUGAGUGUACAGAGACUUAAUAUGGCUUGCUGUUUCUCUUUAUAUUAACCUGCCAAGCUUACCUCUAAUUUAAGCUCAUCUCUGUUUUCACCAGUCUGCAGCCAAGGCUCUCUACAGCAUGUGAAUGUGCUCAGGAAAAUAAUAAACAUAUUCAGCUUGUGAAUAAACUAGAUGCACUGUGAAAAGCAAAAAAAA
Erpetoichthys calabaricus (reedfish) is the source of this 1267-nucleotide messenger RNA. RefSeq names its product tubulin polymerization-promoting protein family member 3-like. Lineage: Eukaryota; Metazoa; Chordata; Cladistia; Polypteriformes; Polypteridae. Gene Ontology annotation, biological process: microtubule polymerization; positive regulation of protein polymerization; microtubule bundle formation. Bases 166 to 705 code for a protein of 179 amino acids. The transcript is spliced from 4 exons. Gene Ontology annotation, molecular function: tubulin binding. The record is from RefSeq and is a predicted model, not a curated record. Gene Ontology annotation, cellular component: microtubule.